Fragaria vesca subsp. vesca is the source of this 4194-nucleotide messenger RNA. RefSeq lists its product as uncharacterized. NCBI's taxonomy places the organism in Eukaryota, Viridiplantae, Streptophyta, Magnoliopsida, Rosales, Rosaceae. The record is from RefSeq and is a predicted model, not a curated record. The transcript is spliced from 18 exons. The coding region runs from base 213 to 3908 and encodes 1231 amino acids.
GGGAAGGGUUCAGGGUUCAACCUGGAGUCAAUUUCUACAAUCGUGAGUUUAAAGACAAAGCUGACAGUUAGCGCACCGGAGUUGCUCAAUUCAACCCAAACGUUUCGAUCGAAGAUUUCAAUUCUCCCAGAAUCAAAACCCUAGGCAUUUUCGCCGGUGAUAUUCCGGUUCGCUCAUUGUUCGAAUUUCGCUUUUAGUGUUGAAUUCCGGAGAUGGAAUCAUCAGACGACGAGGCCGAGGCGGUGCCGGUCUCGGUUUCGAAUUACCACUUCCUAGACGGGGAGGAUGAGCCGAUUUCCUUCCACGUGUUGCCAAUUCAAUGGAGCGAUGGCGGUGAGAGGCAGGAAGAGAAGAAGAAAGCAGCAGUGUUGUUUCUGAAGGGCAGUGCUGACCUUGAGAAGAUUUACAAGCCUGUGGUUGCUUGGAGGUUUGAUCUCUCGAAUGUGAAGCCCGAGAUUGCGGUGCUUUCCAAGGAGGGGGAUUGGAUUGUGCUGCAGAAGCCGAGGAAGAGCUACGAGGGGAUUAUCAGGACUGUUUUGAUCACUGUGCAGUGUCUUAGUUAUGCGAAACGCAAUCCCGAGGCGUCCGGGAAAGCUGUGUGGGAUUACUUGUGUAAGGCUUUUAGCUAUGAGGAUAGGCCUUCAAAGAGUGAUUUGGUGGAUCAGAGGAGUCUGAUUAGUGAAGCUCUUAAACGGGAUGAUGCGUUGGCGAAGUCCAAGUUUAUGGUCGACUUUCUUAAAGAGAAGCCCACACUAUCCGAUGAGGAUAUUCAAGCUACGACAAAGCCAGGAUUUAUAGUUGAUGAUGCAGAAGAUUAUAUGAUUGAUGUUGAAGAUGAGUCAAAUGAUGAUGAUGAUGAUAACCUGUUUGAUUCUGUUUGUGCCUUUUGUGAUAACGGGGGACAGCUUUUGUGUUGUGAAGGGAGAUGCCUAAGGUCCUUCCAUCCCACUGUAGAGGAUGGCGAGGAUUCAAUUUGUGAAUCUCUUGGAUUCACUCGGGAGGAAGUAAAUGCAAUGCCAAGUUUCUUCUGCAAGAACUGUCAAUAUAAGCAGCAUCAGUGCUUUGCUUGUGGGAAGUUAGGCUCCUCAGAUAAGUCUUUGGGCGCGGAGGUAUUUCCAUGUGUUUCUGCAACUUGUGGUCAAUUUUACCAUCCUCGGUGUGUUGCAAAACUAAUCUAUCAAGACAAUGGAGUUUCUGCUGAAGAACUUGAGAAAAAGAUCUCUCAGGGAGAAUCUUUUACGUGUCCGAUUCAUAAGUGCUUUCUUUGUAAGCAAGGGGAGAAUAAGAAGGAUUCCGAAAUGCGGUUUGCUGUGUGCAGGCGUUGUCCUAAAUCUUAUCACAGAAAAUGCUUGCCGAGUAAUAUCCGUUUUGAGAAAACAGAGGAAGAUAAGGAGGAAGAGAUAGAAGAUGAAGAAGAAACAGAAACAAGAGCUUGGGAAGGUCUAUUGCCUAAUCGCAUACUAAUAUAUUGCACAGAACAUGAAAUAGAUGAAGAAAUUGGAACUCCAAUAAGGAACCAUGUUAAAUUCCCUGAUGAUGAUGGAAAGAAGAAUACUAUUGUGAAAAAGAAGGCUACUUUCGAAGUUAAAAAGAGGAGACUGACAUCAGAGUCUCAUGUGGUCAGUGACAGCUCUCUUUUGAAGAAGAGAAAGCUUUCGUCAGAGGGAUUGCAUAGAGAAAGAACUGCUCCUACACUAUCUAAGCAGAAAACGAAUUCGGGUGAAAAACUUGGGGGUAACAGAUUUACUGAAAAAGUACCUUCUGGGUUAAAUGUAUCAAGAAAGGUGAUGGUAAAUAGGACACUGAAAAAGGAAGUCCCGACCAGCGUGGAAAAGAACAACUCAUUGGGUAAUAGGCUGUUUAAAUAUGUUAAGGAACAUGGGUCAGUAAAGUUUGGGAAGAAGGAUGAGCCUGAUGAUGCUGAACUAAAUUCUGAAAAGAUAGCAUAUUUCGAUCCUACAACAAAAACAUUGAGUGCAGCAGCUUCCUUAGAUCCUGCUAGAGAAAGGAGAUUAUAUGCUUUAAUGAAAGAUGCUGCCUCGUCAAUAACAUUGGAAGAGGUUAUAGAAAAGCACAAAGUUCCAUCCACUCAUAAGUCCUCAAACAGAUAUGCUGUAGAAAGGAACAUUACACAGGGAAAGGUGGAAGGCUCAGUUGAGGCUAUUCGAACUGCGUUAAAGAAACUACAGGAAGGUUGCAGUAUUGAAGAUGCAGAGGCUGUUUGUGCUCCGGAGAUUCUUUCCCAGAUUUAUAAGUGGAAGAACAAGCUUAAAGUAUAUCUUGCACCUUUCUUGCAUGGGAUGCGGUAUACGUCCUUUGGUCGCCAUUUCACGAAGGUGGAAAAACUGGAACAGAUUGCUGAUAUGCUCCAUUGGUACGUACAGAGUGGAGACACGAUAGUGGACUUCUGUUGUGGCUCUAAUGAUUUCAGCAUCGCAAUGAAGAAAAAGCUUGAGGAGAUGGGGAAGAAGUGCUAUUUUAAAAAUUAUGACAUCAUUCAUCCCAAGAAUGAUUUUUGCUUUGAGAAGAGAGAUUGGAUGACUGUUCAAAAACAUGAAUUACCCGAUCGUAAUAAAUUGAUUAUGGGGUUGAACCCUCCUUUUGGAGUUAAAGCAGCUUUGGCAAACCAGUUUAUUUCUAAGGCUCUGGAAUUCAAUCCGAAGCUCCUUAUUCUUAUUGUUCCACCAGAAACAAAAAGGUUACCAUAUGAUCUGAUAUGGGAGGAUGAACGGUUUUUGUCAGGAAAGUCCUUUUAUCUCCCUGGAUCUGUUGAUGAGAAUGACAAGCAAAUGGAUCAGUGGAAUGUGACAGCACCUCCACUCUAUCUUUGGAGUCAUCCUGAUUGGUCUGAGGCACACAGGGCUAUUGCUCGAAAGGCUAGUCACGGUCCUAUGUUACUAGGGCCAGGGAAAGAUGUUCAUUCAGUUGAGAAUAAGGAUGAAAAUUCAGUUGAGAAUAAGGAUGAAAAUCUGAUGGUGGAAAAUGCUUAUUUGACACCAACUGGUAAUUCCAGUGAUUUUGUUGGAGUUGCAGGCGAGGGACAUGAAGAGAGAUCCUCCAAGAGAAAUGGUGACAGAGGUUUCCGUGCAAGUUCUGGUAACCAUAAGAACCAGGUUAAUGAGAUUUCUGAGAGGCGGCAGUGCGGUGGCAGAAAAAAGAAUGGGAGACGGCAGUGUGGUGGCAGAAAAAAGAAUGGGAGUGGAGUGGUUGAGUUGUCGCCAGACAAAAAACGUGAUGGCGACAAUUUUUCUAGUGAGAUUCAGAAGGAAAGUUCUCCAUCUAAUGAGCAAAAGCGAAAACCGAAUCAGCAUCCCAGCAAUUCUAGUUCAAGUGUGCAUUUUGAAACAGCUUAUGACAGGACCAUAGCCAGAAUCCCUGAUGACACUGGUAGAAAUGUCAUGAGCAGUGAGGAGAUUUAUCCAAUUUUCACGCAUAGAUGUCCCAGUGGUGCCAGUCCUAGCUCUAAUUAUAUGGAUGCGGACUUGGAGGAACCUGAAAUUAGAUGCAGGAGAGAGAGGUUAGAUUCCAUUGAGCAUAGAUAUUCCCGGGGGAUGGAUGAAAUACAUGCACGGUUUUAUGGGCAUCAAGAUUCUGAUUUGCACAGAAGUAAUUAUAUAGCGGGUCCACGUCAAGUUGCAUUUCCGUCCACGUAUGGGCAUGCUGAGCAUGGUUCAGCCGUUUACCCAUCUCACAGAAUGAACACGUCAAUCAUGGAGAGGUAUUUACAUCCGUUGGAUGGGACGAGUGCCUUAGGAACCCAACCAGCGCUUGGGUAUGUGUUCAAUAGCAACCCGUACAACGAUCUCAGGGCACCCCAACAUGCUGAUCAACGGCCCCCCUAUGGUUUUGCUCCUGGUCCAAAUCCUUACUUCUCAAACCGGCAUUCAGCAGGUUUUCUGCCUGAGUAAGCCCGUGGAGGAGCAUCUGUUUAGGAAAAGUAUUUAGGUCUUUUGCAAUGUGCACCCCAGCGUUUUUCAUUUUUGUAAGAAAAGGUUGUAGGUGAUUGAUCUUUUGCUGCUGUGUGGUUAGCUUUUCUGUGUCAUUUGUCGUUUGUAGCCUACAAUUAACUAGGAGGGUAAGGUAUGAAUUUCUGGUGCAAGUUGUGGGUAGUAAUGUAUAAUCUGUAAUUGUAUAAUCUCAAGACGCACCCCUCAAUUUCCUGUUAACUUUCCGUUGUGGGUAGAUGUACACGAA